Symbiodinium natans is the source of this 648-nucleotide messenger RNA. Lineage: Eukaryota; Dinophyceae; Suessiales; Symbiodiniaceae. The record is from the annotation of a GenBank genome assembly.
AUGGGAAACAUCGGUGGGCUUCGGUUAGCCGGAUGUGGCCCGACCUCAAUGUGUACAGGAGUGGGAAACUGUGGAGACUGGAAACAUCGCCAAACUUCCUCAGAUGGGCUCGUGCUGGGACCGUGGGGCAAGGGCUCAUCGCCUUCGUAUGAGUACCCCGCUUGCGGGUCAUCAUCCACACCCAGGAACCCCUUCGAGGGGCCACAGCUGGAAAGCCCAGCCUCUGCUGCAAGCCCUGCGCGAGACCUCGUGAGGAAGUUCAUCCGCGACAUGUUGCAGGGUGUGGCAGCCGUGCUUCCACCGGCCUGGCCGGGAGACGUGUGUGGACACAACGUGACGGUCUUUCUUGAUAAGAGGAUGAAGGUCCUCUGCGUGCGUUCUACAGAUCCUUCGGUGGAGGUCUCCACGCAGCUGGGGGUCCCGCUUACCAGCAUUGCAAGUAUAGCCUUUGGGUGCUGCAACCCCGGCGAGGGGCGGCUUAGCACAACAGAACGCUCCGUCACACUCUUCCUGGACGAAGGCUACGGCCCGUCCAUCGUGCUCGAGUUCCGUGAUCUGGAGGAACGCGACACCUUUGCCAUCUGUCUCUCCAUGUUCGUGGACGGGAGAAAGGUAGAAGUGGACUGCCGAGAGAAGAGAUCCUUGUAG